UGCCAAUCUAAAGCUCUGUCGUGGGGUGAUCUCGAAGGCAUCGACUCUCUUUGCUGCAAAUUUCCCGAAAUAUGGCUCACUUUUUAACAGGAAUUAAAGAAUACUUUUUGGGUACCAAAAAUCAAUAUGUCGCCACGGUUGCAAUUGAUCUUGGAACAGUUUCCAGUGGCUUUGCCUAUACACUUCAUACGAACCAAAGUCAAGACGCGAUUUUCGUGAACAGUGACUGGGUGAAUGAAUUUGGUCAUCGAACGAGCAAGACCCCUACAUGCUUGCUUCUCAAACCAGACCUUUCAUUCUACGCCUUUGGGUACAAAGCGUUGGAAUGGAAUGCAUAUUUUCAAAGCACCCACGAAACACAAGACAUGUUGUUUUUUGAGGUUUUUAAGAGAGAUUUGCAUAGUGAUAAGAUCGUAGACUUCGACUGUACCCUUAAAGCAGCAAACGGAAAGAGUAUAAGAGCCAUAACAGUUAUCGCACAGUGUAUCAAAUUCUUCAAGGAUGAAGCAGUGGCCUGUGUAAGGCGAGAGGUUGGAGAAGAUGAAAUUGAUGAUGAAAAAAUAUACUGGGUUUUUACUGUACCUCAAUCUUGGACGGGAAGAUCUAAGCAGUUCAUGAGAGAAGCAGCUUACGAGGCUGGUAUUGGUUCACGUGGUAACUUAGGACAGAUGAUGAUUGUCAGUGAAGCUGAAGCAGCCCUGGAAUUUUGUGUAAAGACAGAGCUAAGCACACCCGUUUUAAUCGCUGAUAUUGGAGGAGGGGGCCUGGAAAUGACUCUCUUUGAGCAACACGAUGAAGGAAAAGUCGCUAAGACCGACAAGGUGACUCGUCCUGCGAAUACCGCUGUUCAUGAAGAAAUGUUCCUGGAGCUUUUAGAAAGGACGUUUGGGGAGCAAAAAGUUCAAGACUAUCAGAAGCUGUACCCAAGUGAUUUACACCAAAUCUUUCAGAACUUUGAAGCAAAGAAGCGCACUUUCCGAUUCAAAGAGACAAAGAUUCAAUUGCCAGGCAGUUUUGUCAGUUUCGUGAACGAUUUUGUCUCUCCAUCCAUGAAACAUUACAGUAAGGGGGAGGUUAGAAUAGUGGAUGAUCAGUAUCUUUGUCUGAGCGCUGAAUGCAUGAAAACUCUUUUGAAGUCUGUGGCAGAGGAUGCAAUAACUGAAAUGAAGGCUUUCCUCGGCAAACCGCAGCUUUCAGAGGGUGUUAGGAUAUUUCUUGUUGGUGGACACGCUGAAUCACUUCACCUCCAGGAAGAAUUCAAGAGGGAGUUUUCUGGUCGUCAUGAUGUAACGACGUAUCGUGACGCCUCCCUUGCAAUUGUUAAGGGUACUAUGAUGGUUGCUAAGGCAAUGAAUUCAAAUAGGGAAUCAUGGAUCAUUGGUGCAUGUUAUGGUGUCGACUGUUCACGAAAUUUCGUUCGAGGUCUGCAUCCACCAGAGAAGAAAUUCUUUGCUGAUGGUAAAGCGAAAUGCAGAGAUCUGUUUCAUUGCAUUGUUAAGAAAAAUGAUAUCAUCAGACACGGAGAGAAAAUCUCUGUGAGAUAUCGUCCACUUUAUGCGAAUGAAACAGAAAUUAAAUACACCUUUUACGCCUCACAGAGGUCAGACGUCGACUUUGUUUUCGUUACAGACCAGGACGUGAAAGAAAUUGGAAGUAUCGUAAUCCAUUCCCCUGAUACGAGGAAUGGUUCGGAAAGAGAUAUUAUAGUCAGCAUUUAUUUCGGAGGAACAGAUUUAAUAGCUUCGGCUUGGGAUGUAACGAGCGGAAAGAGGGCUCAAACAACCUUGGAGGUGUCCCCACCUUUUUAGAACCGACGUAAGUGAUAGUUUACACUAUGACGACCGAGCUAAUCAUGAGUAACGUCUGCGCAUGUCAGUUAUGUUGUGCUAAAUAUAUUUUGUGCCGCUCUUGAAGAAAAGUCUGUAGCGAAAGUUUUAAGCUUAAUCUCUCUGC
Molecule: messenger RNA, 1953 nt
Organism: Pocillopora verrucosa
Lineage: Eukaryota; Metazoa; Cnidaria; Anthozoa; Scleractinia; Pocilloporidae
Product: heat shock 70 kDa protein 12A-like
Source: RefSeq, a predicted model, not a curated record